This is a messenger RNA of Mercurialis annua (annual mercury), 1779 nucleotides long. RefSeq names its product WAT1-related protein At2g39510-like. NCBI's taxonomy places the organism in Eukaryota, Viridiplantae, Streptophyta, Magnoliopsida, Malpighiales, Euphorbiaceae. Gene Ontology annotation, cellular component: plasma membrane. Gene Ontology annotation, molecular function: transmembrane transporter activity. The transcript is spliced from 8 exons. Bases 375 to 1469 code for a protein of 364 amino acids. The record is from RefSeq and is a predicted model, not a curated record.
AAAAAAGUUUGAAUUUUUAUAUCGAUUAGGCCUAUAAACUCUUAUAAUUGCAAUAGUUGGUAAGUGGGACUUGGAAGUAAUUUUAGCUUAACUGGUUAGCUAAACUCACACAAGAUGUGCUUACUUGGUUUGAUUACCCAAUGAUCUUUGUGUUCCAAGAAAAUAAGAAAUUAAGUGUUAGUUACUGAUGUUAGCUUAAUUAAGUACUGCAAAAUCAAUGUAUAAUCACUAAUUAAUAUCCAGAAAAUUUGCACAAAAAAUUUGUGCUCUCUCCUAUAGACAUAAUAUUUUCCAUCAAAUUCUAGUCAACCAAACAAGAAUUUAAAGGAUUGAAGACAAAGAAGAAAAAUUGAAGUGAUCAAGAGAAUUAAUUUAUGACAAUGAAGGCUUGCAAUGUUGGGCAGCUUUGCAAUAAGUUUAAGCCACACCUAUUCAUGAUUCUUGCUCAGGUUGCCUAUACAUUUCUUUACAUCAUCACUGAAGCUUCAUUCAAUCAUGGCAUGAAUCCUCACGUCUACGUAACUUAUCGACACGUUGUUUCUAGUGUUGUGAUGAUUCCAUUUGCAUACUUUCUCGAAAGAAAACAAAGGCCAAAGCUGACAUUAGCACUUUUUGUUGAGAUAUUCAUUCUAUCUCUCCUCGGGGUGAGUUUGACACUGAACAUGUACUAUGCAAGCUUGAGAUACACAUCACCAACUUUCGUUGCAUCAGUGGUUAACACCGUAGCUGCUUUAACUUUCGUAAUCGCAAUUGCAUUCAGAUUGGAGAGUCUUAAUCUUCGAAAUCCUCGGGGGAUAGCAAAACUUCUCGGGACUUUGGUCUCGUUAGCCGGGGUAACGACUAUGACAUUGUAUAAAGGUCCUGUAAUGCAACACUUGGGGCAUGUUCCUGUACAUAUUCAAGCAAGUUCUGGCUCCAACCAUGAAAACUGGAUAAAGGGUGCGAUUCUUACUGUUGCAAGCUGCAUAACAUGGUCCGUCUGGUAUAUUAUGCAGGCAGUGACUCUGAAAAGGUAUCCUGCUCAACUAUCGCUUACUGCGUGGAUGAGUUUUGUUGGGGCAGCACAGUCGGCUUUCUUCACGGUGAUUGUAGAACAUAGAAAAGCUGCUUGGACAGUCGGGUUAAAUGUCGAUUUGUGGUCAAUUAUAUAUGGUGGAGUAGUGAUGUCGGGUGCAGUAAUUUUCAUACAGCUAUGGUGCACAGAAGUAAAAGGACCAGUUUUUGUCACCGUGUUCAAUCCGGUUUCGGCAAUAUUAGUUGCUAUUAUUGCAUACUUUAUUCUCGGCGAAAAACUGUACACAGGAAGCAUUAUAGGAGCUAUCGUUGUAAUUGUCGGCUUAUAUUUGCUGUUAUGGGGUAAAGAAGGUGAUCAACCAGUUGACAGUAAAUCAAAAGAUCAAUCACAUUCGACUGACAACGAACAAAAGGAUGCUUCUAUUGAAAUUAAAGUAACACCAGCUCAUCCAUGAUAUCUAACUUCAUUCCUCCUAUCAAGGGAUCAAUAUCUCCAAACAUUCCUUUACCGAUAGGCUGAAGUCAGGGAUCGAACUUGAAGAUAUUUCAACCGAAAAAGCAGAAUUUUUUUCAAGACCAAUCAUCAAGUACAGAUAUUGGAUAAUCUGGUUGAGAAAAUAAUAGCCAACUAAUUCAUUUCUUCAAUAGCCAACAGCACAUUAGCCAUAUUCAAAUGUCGAAAUCAGACAGGGUGAAACCAUUUGUAUUUACAUUUGAAACAAAAAUUGUUGAAUAAUCUAGAAAAAGCAUCUCUAAUUUAGAUAA